AUGAAAUCAUUUAGUUUCUUUGAUGUUCUCAUCCUUAUGUUGUUUUGUUCAAUCCUGUUUGCAGUCGAGGCACGUCCUCUCAAUGGUGCCUCGAAUUAUAAUUUGUCAUUGAAUGGUGUAAAGGCUGGUCCGAGUCCUGGCGAAGGACACAAAUUUACCAAUGCGAAAACACUUGGAGGAAUUAAGGAUUCUGGUCCGAGCCCCCCUGGUGAAGGACAUGGAUUUAAUAAUGCGAAAACACUUGGGGGAAUUAAAGAUUCUGGUCCUAGCCCUGGUGAAGGAAACAAAUUUACUAAUGCCAACACACAUGGAGUUAAGGAUUCUGGUCCAAGUCCUGGAGCUGGCCACUAG
Messenger RNA from Fraxinus pennsylvanica, 351 nucleotides. The record is from the annotation of a GenBank genome assembly. Lineage: Eukaryota; Viridiplantae; Streptophyta; Magnoliopsida; Lamiales; Oleaceae.